This is a messenger RNA of Hyla sarda, 1427 nucleotides long. It is a transcript of the gene DDX24, whose product is annotated as DEAD-box helicase 24. The record is from RefSeq and is a predicted model, not a curated record. NCBI's taxonomy places the organism in Eukaryota, Metazoa, Chordata, Amphibia, Anura, Hylidae. Gene Ontology annotation, molecular function: RNA helicase activity; nucleic acid binding; ATP binding. Gene Ontology annotation, cellular component: nucleolus.
GUUUCCUCUGGACGGGUCUUGAUAAAUCUCCCCCAUUAUUAUUUGAAAAAACGCCACAGGAGAGUCAUGUCUGACAUAUUAUUAGAAUCUUACGUGGAGCCGCGUCUCCUAGGAUCCUCUCCCUCACAGACGGGGAAGAAAGGACAACGACUUAUUGUUUACUCUGCGUCCUGCGAAGGGGAGACGAACGGACGCUGCCAGAUACCAUCCCGCUGCCGCCAUGACCUGAAACAUAACGAUGAGAAGAAGAACUGCAAUUACUUAUAGACAAGUUCUGAGGAAAAUGAAGCCGCAGAAGGUCAAGAAAGGCGGCCGAGCCAAGUCCAGACUACAACGGAAGGGCAUCAAGAUCACUGGCAAGUGGAAGCCCAUCGCCAUGGACCCCAAUGUACUGGCAGAAGGGAAGAUGGAGGAAAUCAUCUGCUUCGAGGAGCUGACGGACUAUAAAUUGGUGAAGACGUCCAAGGAGUUGGUAGAAGAUGGACGAAAGCGGAAACGUGGCGCCGGGGAAGAGGAGGAGGAAGAAGAGCGCGUCUCCAGGAACAAAAAAAAUAAGAAGCGCAAGAAAAGAAUGGAAGCCAAGAAAUCAAGAGAAGAAUCCGAAGACGAGAUGGAGGAAAUGUUUCCCAGUGACGCAGAGGAAGAAGGUGAAGAGGAGGAGGAGCUGCACUUCACCGUACCUGAAGAGGAGGCCGAAAAAGAAGAGGAGGAGGCUAAACCGGUGAAGAACAAGAAGAAGAAGAGGAAGAAGAACAAACAGAAGGUCAAAGGUGACAAAGCACAAGAAGAGGCCACGGCCACCAAACCCCAGAAGAAGGUGAAGAACUGGGCGGCGGGUGUGCUGUCCGGUGAGGACGUGGAUGUCUCAGCCUGGAAGGGUCUCUACGUCCCCCCUCCGGUCCUCCAGGCGCUCAGCUCCUUAGGCUUCUCUACUCCGACCCCAAUCCAAGCUCUAGCCCUACCGUCCGCCAUCCGCGACAAGAUGGAUGUUCUAGGCGCUGCCGAGACAGGAAGCGGUAAGACUCUCGCCUUCGCCAUCCCUAUGAUUCACUCCAUACUCGAAUGGAGGAAGAUUCAGGAGCAAAAAGCGUCCGGGGAAGAGGCGGCGAUGGAAGAUGAAGAGAAAGUGGAGGAGGAGUUAGAGAAAGUGGAGGAGGAGUUAGAGAAAGUGGAGGAGGAGUUAGAGAAGGAGGAGGAGGAGUUAGAGAAAGUGGAGGAGGAGGAAGCAGAGGAGGAUGACGACGAUGAAGAUGAAUAUUCCACCAUUGGCUGCGUGAAGGUCGUGAAAGACGUCGAUAUCAAUGGCAAUUCUGCUCCACCCGGAGGCGCAGACACACAAAAGCCACUGCUGGGACUUGUGGUGACCCCGACUAGAGAGCUGGCCGUACAGGUCAAACACCACAUUGACGCUGUGGCACGAUUUACCG